AUGGAAGACGUACUAAAAUGCGUAGCUUUGUUCUACAAGGCUGGGACGUCUGGCAAAGAAUACGUGCGGAAAGAGAAAUUCCUUGUCAAGGUUCCACGAGGCGAAGACGGCAAGGAAAUCAAACUGGCACAUUUGAAGGAUAUAGUUUGGUAUGUACUCAUUAUACUGUAUACCGCUUUUUAUUUAAAUUAAUCACAUUAUUAAUAUUAAUGAAACUAUCUGAUUAUGGUUCAAUUUUGGGGAUAUUAAAUACCCUCAGUUGUUAAAUUAAAUGGCUCCAUAUAGGCCAUAUAACCAAGGCCAUCUGAUAACACAUCAACUAUUGGCACUAUUGUUACUAUAUGAAAUUACUACAUUUAUAUGGCCUUAUAUGGCCUUAUGUGAACAUGGUGGUUACUACAAUGGUUGUCAAUUUUUGCUUUAAUAUAAAGCAAAAUAGGCAUUGUUAUUAUCAACAAGGGCCAACAAGCACUCUAGCUUAAUUAAGGAAAAAAUAUCACUAGCUAUAUUUAUGCACCUAUCAAUGUUAACCCCCAGGGGGGGGGGAGGGGGCUGUCGGGCAUAUGUGGGGUAUUUGAUCAUCAAUUGCAUCCCCACCCUGGGGAUUUUGAUUAGCAUUUUGAUCCCGAGUUUGGGCAGUUUGAACCAAAUGACUUCUAUUAAUUGGUGGGGUAUUUGACCAAUAUUUAUUGCCCAAUGGUGGGCCAUUUGAUUGAAAAUUUGCUCACCGAAUCAAAUGCCCCACCUAUGCUCGACCCCCCCCCCCCCUGGGGCUUAAUACUGGUAGGUGCAUUAUAAUUCAAUGAUCACUAAAGCCAUUGUAAUUGCUAAAUCUACCUGAUUAAAAUUUUUAUUUAGUGUCCAAGGUGGUUUAAUAGAAAUUGCGAGGCAAACUGGCUUGAGUGACUUUGGUAAGGAAAGUCAAAAGAAGCUGGAUCUCAGAAUUGGUAGAAUUGAUGAAGCUGGAGAGAGGACAUCGAUCAAUACUGACAGCCAAAUGGAGCUAGAAAUGCCAUCAAUAAGGAAUCAUGUCGACAAACUUCAAGGUGAUUUUUGUAUUCUCAUCUAUUUGUUAGGUUAUUGUUAUUGUAAGAUUGAUAUCGAUAUAUUUAAUUGAUGUGCAGUGUUGUUAUACAUUAAUUAAUUGAUGUGCAGUGUUGUUAUACAGCAUACCAGCUAUACCAUUAUUGUACAUUGUGUGAUUGUGGCUGGCAGGGAAAGUGUUAUUAAUAGUGCAAUAUACUCUGGCAUAUACACUCUAAAAACACUCUGGUUAAAUUUGGGUUAAUUCAACCAGUACGGGGUUAAAAAUCCACCUACACAGGUUAAAAAAAAUUAACCAUUUUCCUGGUUAAAAGUCAAAAAAAGUGUACCAAAUUUUUGUUGAAUUGAUAAUUUUUAACCAGGAAAUGGGUUAAAUUUAACCAGAAUGUGUUGGGUGGAUUAUUAACCCAAUUCCUGGUUGAAUUUAACCAGAGUGUUUUUAGAGUGUAUAUAUAUAUAUAUAUAUAUAUUUAUAUAUAUGUAUAUAUAUAUAUAUAUAUAUAUAUAUAUAUAUAUAUAUAUAUAUAUAUAUAUAUAUAUAUAUAUAUAUAUAUAUAUAUAUAUAUAUAUAUAUAUAUAUAUAUAAUUGUUAUGAUUGAUCAAUACUUUGCUGACAAAAAGGUGAAGCAGAGGGUGUUGUUAUUCCAACAAGUGCAGCCUUUACCUCAGUGCAUCAUCUCACUAUUAUGAACAAUGCAUAAUAUGAAACAGUUGAUCUGGUAGUAUGUAUACAGUGUAUUCAAAAAUCUGAGAAUUAAAGUACUUUCUUAAUUUUAUUGUGUAUUAGUGAUGGUAUAUCCUAUAGAAGUUGUGUUUGCACCCAAGAGAUCCACAAUUGUGAUUGAGAUUAAUGGUAGCAGUAAACCUACAUCUUCCUCCUAUAAUGUUACUUCAACUGGACCAAGACUCCAGAAAGUAUUGUCUGAAGAAAGCCAGCAAAACUUAAAUGAAGGUAUUGUACUGUAUCACAAAUAUAAAUCAGACAGUGUUGUAAUUCUCUCUCUUCACUUACAGAAUUCUUUUAAUUUUUCUCACAUCAUAAGGCUAUAACAAGCCUUCAAUUUGUAAUGACAAUGGCUUAUAUUAAUAUGCCUAAUAUUUGGUAUUCUUCUGCGUAUUAGGCCAUUAAUUCCUGGCAUUUGCUAACCAAGUGCUGCAUAGUCAUGCCCGUCAUGGAUGUAUACUUGGCCAUACAUCUCGUUGAUGAGAAAGAGACUCCACAAUGAAAUCCUUAAUUUAAAAUGCUUCCAAUGUGCCCUACUUUAGUAUUUAGUCUGCCUAACACCAGACUCUUUACCCAUUUGAGAGAAACCCCAAGCCAAAAGCUGUGUCAAACAAUUGUAUACUGUAUCCUUAAACUCGGACCUUCGUAUUAAUGAUACUGUAGCUAUGGAUUUUGUAGAACUGAGUAAACUGCAAGGAAGCAUGUUAAUAGCAGACAAGACACUAACUACAAAACUAAGAACUGGAGAAAAAGUUCUGUGGCCGUGGCGUAUUGAAUGUGGAUGUUGCCAUGCAGUUCCUGGUGUUAUGCUGCGAUAUGACUCAGAUAUGCUUGGAAGAGUAGAAUGCUUGGAAGAGUAGAAUGCUUUAAAAGGCGUAAGUUGAUUUGUUGUUGCCUUUGUUAUAUUAGAUUAAUUUCCCAUUUGCAAAAUAUUUAAUUGAUGGUUAAUGCCUGAAUUUCUAAAUUCUUGAUUUAGAACACUUUACCAAAUGUUCUGAAAAGGCUAAAAGACCACAACCGAAGAGAAAUCGAUUGAUCAAAGAUAUGUUUGCUAGAGUUCCACCAAAAAGCAAGAAAAAAGAUGCUUCUCACCUGCAUACAAAGUCUGGAGAUAACAUUGAUUCUGACAUUGACUUGUCUGACCAAGAACGUGAUGAAGUGUAA
Molecule: messenger RNA, 2932 nt
Organism: Paramuricea clavata
Lineage: Eukaryota; Metazoa; Cnidaria; Anthozoa; Malacalcyonacea; Plexauridae
Source: the annotation of a GenBank genome assembly